Parastagonospora nodorum SN15 is the source of this 1472-nucleotide messenger RNA. RefSeq lists its product as hypothetical. The record is from RefSeq and is a predicted model, not a curated record. The transcript has a single exon. The coding region runs from base 1 to 1002 and encodes 333 amino acids. Lineage: Eukaryota; Fungi; Ascomycota; Dothideomycetes; Pleosporales; Phaeosphaeriaceae.
AUGGCAAAAGUGCAUCGAAAAUCUGGGGGAAAGAACCUAUCAGUGGCGUCCAACGGCAGUUUCGACGACUUGUAUUUGCACCGCCAAAGCCAGCUAUUUCGAGAACUCGAAGUGCUUCUCGAGCUUACACCUUCGACUUUCAGCUCCAGGCUGUUGGCACUUCCCAAGGAGAUAAGGGCGCAAAUCUUCGAUUAUGUACUGCCAGACACAACGCAACGCCGACCUGAGUUGCACACCUGUCUCUGGGGAGCGGACAUGACCAAUGGUGAACCAUGGCGACACGACAUUUUUGGCUACGACACUGCGGUUUCAAAAGCACAUCGUUUACAACCACGACUGCUGCUUAUCAACAAGCAGAUUCGGGAAGAGCUGUUACAACAUUAUUUCCGGCGAAGCAAAUUGACUUUGCACGCUGAGCUGCGGAAUACACGGCUGAAUAAUGGUCACUUCGAUUUCUCGCCACACAUCCUACAGCUGCCAAUGCUGAAGCACGUGACACAUAUUAGAUUCUACGUCGAGUGGAAUUACACCAUCACGAAUCAUGCCUUGAAGGAGGUUAAGCUGCUAGAUCAAAUACGCAUGACCGACAAUCUGCUGGAAGCCAUGGACGAAAUCAUUGCGCCGCUGCGGGCAGUUGAGACCAUCGAACUUUCAGUAUUAUUCUUCUGGAAACACCGUUCCGGCAAAAUGUACAGUCUUUCCAUGCAGGACCUAUUCGACUUGGAGGACGUCUUCAAGCGCUAUGCGGAAGAACGAUGGCUGCAGAUAUUGCGGAAGAGCCAGUCACCCGGCACAUCGCCCAACCCAUCCGCAGGUGUAGGCUACAAGCUAUCCAGCGAAAAUAAAGGCACGGAGCAGAGCGGCGGGAUGGAAAUUUUCGUCAGUCAAGAUUUGGGAGAAGCAAUGGGCCAUCGGAGACAAAGCAGUGUGGACUUUUACGGACAUUAUGCCAUUUCGGAUCCGUUGCCGCAGCCAUGUUACAAGCACGGAGUAAUGAUAUGAAUUGCGCAAGUUACCUGCGUGAAGAGAAAGAUGGGGAACCUGGGGUUUAAACAAACUUCGUCAGCCACGGCGCAAGUUCCGACCCGUCUUAUAUGGCGUGUAUGCGAAUUACUCGAUGCCUGAUCUCACACCAAUAAUAUGCAUGUUUCGGCAUGCGCGACAAAGAGGUCGGCCGAGGUGGUCGUACAUGAGUGGAUACGAAGCACGGGGAAGAAGAGGGGUUGAUUGGCUUUGCAGACUCGCAAAACGUCCGGUAUCGCACGCAAUGGCAGAAUCACUGUGCAAUGAGUCACUAAUAAUGAGGACUACGCUUUAAUUGUAAAUCUUUCUAUCUUAGAAUUGGCCGCUGCAAGAGCUGGGCGGAAGAUGCACGGGAAUACCGGCAACAACCUCGGGUGGAGCGUCUACGCGCUCUUAGGAAGGUGCAGAUAGGUGGCUAGUAUCGUAAACGCCUCCGCGCUUUGAUCGAC